GUGGGCUGUGAUCUAAGAUCUCACUCACCUGUCUUUGGCUCGGCUCGGGUGGAAUGGUUUGCCAAUGUGUCUAAUGUUUUGGGUGGACUACCCAGUGCAGGUUGCACAGGUCAAGGAGUAAAAUAUGAAAAGUAUAAAGAUGUUAUGUGCAGAAAGGGUCCGCCCACACGGGUCUCGAUCUCUCAGGACCUCUCCUCGACCUGUCUGUGUCCUGUGUCUAACGGCGCUGUCACGUGGACCAAUAUAUUCGGGAUAACUCUGCACGGACUGCCGAACGCACACAGUCGCGGCUCUCACAAAAUUUGCCGAUGAACCGACAGAAAGUUUUGACCUGUGACCUCGAUCUGUGACGUCAACAUGACAAGGAAUGUCCUGAGGAGGAAGCCGCCCUCGGCCAUCACCUGCCACCAUGGAUGUGUUCACAGCAGCUCGCAGAUGCCGGUGUGCGCGCAUGCGUACGUGCGCGAGGAUGUUAAAUAUCGCAGACGUAGGCAGCAUUCACACCUGGCGCACCGGUCGGUCCCCCCCGACACACACACACCCAGGUAUCGCACUGCUGUUGGUGUGGCAGUGGGCAGUGUCGUGGUGUCGUGGUGUCGUGGAGUCGUCUCGUGGUGUCGUCUCGUGGUGGAGAAGUCUGGGAAAUGUGCGCUGGAGCUGUGGAGAGCUUGGAGUCCACAUCAACGACCUCGGACAUGAGAUCCGUCGCUCUGGGAAACAGCGGGCUGCCGAGAUGUGCGUCACAUAAGUGACAGACAUUGCUAGUUGUCCACCUGUGUGUGUCACACACUACACACCACCCACUACCUGCUGUAGUUGCACACUCCACUGACGACCUCCUCUAACCAUCUCGGGCAGCUUUAUCCCUGCCGCUGUUGCCAUGGCGAUUGUAGAGUCCGGAGUGGUGGUCUGCCCGCCCAAGGCGCAGGUGAACAAGGCUUCCAUCGAGCGCCAGUGCUUCUACCAGAUCAAGUUGGUGAGGGAAAAACAGACCAAAAAAUUCUACCUGCGCUUCCUGCCGGAACUCGUCUUUUUCUUGUACGCAGCUGGCAAGAACCUGGUGGACAUCACCCUCAAGCCCUUCAUAGUGAGGUCAACUUGUCUGACCCUUAACCUUCACAACAGUACAGUCUGUCAUCAUCUGGCGAUGUUUCCUGAGGCUGAGGACCUGGUGCAGAAGCGCGCCGCCAUGUUUCUGAUGGUCAACCAGCUGCUGGUGUACGGCCCGGCGGUGGUGCAGGGGGUCAUCUGUGGCGAGUGGAGUGACCGCAACGGCCGCAAGCUGCCCAUGAUGACCCCCAGUCUCGGCAUCAUCAUCGCCGCCCUCUUCUACGUCAGCAGCCCCUUCUGUCCCCAGUACGCCAACUACUGCAUCCUGGCCGGCUCCAUGUUCCAGGGCUUUUUCGGCAAGAGCGCCGUCUUCACGAUGGCGCUGUACAGCUACGUGUCGGAGACAACUCACGAGAAGACUCGCACCGCCAAGUUUACCUCCCUUCUGGCCUUCAAGUACCUGGGCUGCUUCAUGGGGGCGCUGUCCUCCGGCGUCAUCCUCCAGUUCAGCAACUGCGCAUGCGCCUUCAGCGCUGGCGUCAUCCUGCACGCCGCGUGCGUCAUCGUCAUCUACAUCUGUGUCAUCGACAACGUGGCCAAGCGACAGAAGCUGCUGCUGCAGAAGAAGGGGCGGACCUGCUUCACCGUCUUCCUCACUUCCGGCUCCGUGCUCUUCCGACAGCGGCCUAGCAACGGUCGCAUCGCCGUCAUCUGCAUCUUUCUCAUCUCGCUGGCCUUCCAGGCCUGCCAGACCGGCCAUCAGGAGAACGUGGUGCUGCUGGUCAACCGCGCCCCCCUCAGCUGGCCGCCCUCCCUCUACAGCUUUCUCGUCAGCUUCAGCGACCUGGCCACUGGCACCAGCCUCAUCGUCAUCGCCCCUGUCCUCAUGAAUUGCUGCGAGGCGCGGGACCACCUGGUGCUGGGCGCGUCACUGGUGUGCAUCACGCUGCGGGGCAUCGUCACCGGCAUGGCGACUCACACCUGGAUGAUGUUCGUGGCGGUGGGGGUGGGCGCGUUCGGCGGCAUCGCGUCGUCGGUGCUGAAGUCGAUGGCGUCCAAGUGCGUGGAGCUGGAGGAGCAGGGCCAGACCUUCGCGCUCUUCUCCGGCACCGAGACCCUGGCCAAGAUCGUGGGCAGCGUGGGCUUCACCCUCGUCUACUCGCUGACGUGCGACCUCUUCCCAGGAUUCCUCUUCCUCUUCAUGGCCGGCCUGUCGGCGGCCUCCAUCUUGCUGGUCGCCAUCGUGCACAGGUGCAGAGCCAGCCGCCGCGCCAGCCUCGUGGAGAACUUCAGCGAGCAGAUAGAAGAGACUUAAACACUUCAAAAACGAGUUGAAAACGCCUUCAGCUGACUGUGGUCACGUGGUCCGACAUUUGUAGGGCAGGACGCGCAUCGGAUGUUCACCGUAAAGACUCGUCUUGUUGCAACCAAAGCAGUUUUCUCCAGGAGUUUCUGGGAAGAAAAAUGUUUUCUGAAGCUGAAGAACUCAAUCAGCGGUGUGAAGACCUCGCCACUCACAAUGUGAACGUCUCAGUGACCUCGCCACUCACAAUGUGAACGUCACAAACAGUGACCUUGAACUACGACUUGACCCGCUGCAGCAUGGUUUACUCUGGGUUGAGAACGAGACAGAGACAGAGACAGAGAUGGCGGUCAUCCAUGCUGCAGGCUCUCCUCACAAUUAGACAAGGUUGUCCUUAUCUUGUCGACCGCUAGCAUCAACCUACCUCGACCAUCAUCAUCAUCAUCAUCAUCAUCAAUCAUCAAUCAUCAUCAUCAUCAUCAUCAUCUAAUGUUAUUGCUCUUACUUAUGAGGUCUUUAUCUCCUCCCUAAGGUGACUAGACUUCCCAUUAACUGUGAUACACUCGUUAAUUUAUGCAGGUUAUGCUGAAGACAUUGUGAUCUAUGACCUGUGACAUGACCUAUGACCUCGGUGUGUUGUGUCAUUCCGGUAGAAGUCGCCGAGUGGAGACUGGAGGCGAAGGACAUCAGACAGCUUUAGCUUUACCUUAGUUUAGUAAACAUUUACAGGUGUUGGCGGAUGUCAAGGUGGGGGUCGCUGGUGUGUAACACAAAGCUUAUUAUAUUUUAUGUCAUGUCAUGUCAUGUCAUGUUAUGUUAUGUUAUGCUAUGCUAUGCUAUGUCAUGUCAUGUCAUGUCAUGUUAUGCUAUGUCAUGUCAUGCCAUGUUAUGCUAUGCUAUG
Molecule: messenger RNA, 3254 nt
Organism: Pomacea canaliculata
Lineage: Eukaryota; Metazoa; Mollusca; Gastropoda; Architaenioglossa; Ampullariidae
Product: proton-coupled folate transporter-like
Exons: 3
Coding region: 881-2365 (494 amino acids)
Biological process (GO): transmembrane transport
Cellular component (GO): membrane
Molecular function (GO): transmembrane transporter activity
Source: RefSeq, a predicted model, not a curated record